AUGAAUUCGCGCUUGCCGCAGGAGAAUACCUAUGAUCUGGAGCAGCAGUUCCUUUUAACCCUACCAGAAGAGGCCGCCCGGUAUUUGUCCGAGGAUCUCAACGUUGGUAUACCCCUGAAGGACAACCUAACCAUUGAAAUGAAACCAGACAUGCGAAACGCCAUUGUGCGUUACAACGGCCAGGUCUAUCGCGGUGUGUUGUUGGAUCUACCCUGCAUUCUGGAGUCCCUCAAGACUACCGAUCGGAAGACAUUCUACAAAACGGCGGAUAUCUCGCAAAUUAUGAUUUGCAGCCAAAGUGAGGAGGACGGUCCGAUCAGGGGUUCCGCGGCCUACCUUUCCUCCCGCUCUCAGUCUGGCAACGUCUCCGCCACAGGAGGGCGUGAUCCACGGGAAUACCAGUACCUGCACGGCAUCACCCCGCCCCUGAAGAAUGUUUUGCGCCGACGAUUUCGAAAGACCCGAAAGAAGCGACUAGUGGACAUGCCGCAGAUCGAAAAGGAGGUGAAGCAGCUGUUGAGAGCCGACAUGCAAGCUGAGGGCGUUAAGUAA
Molecule: messenger RNA, 552 nt
Organism: Dibothriocephalus latus
Lineage: Eukaryota; Metazoa; Platyhelminthes; Cestoda; Diphyllobothriidea; Diphyllobothriidae
Source: the annotation of a GenBank genome assembly